GAGACUUCAUGGUCAACGAUUUUUAAAAUGAGGACAUAACCAUCGUAAAUCGCGUUGCUAUAUAGUGUGUCAUGGCACGAAGUUUUUGGCGCAGUUCAAACUAGUAAGUCUUGCUAUUCUCUGUUAGCUCAUCAGACUUAACUUUUUUAUUAUUGAGUAAUUAGCACAUUACCGCUUAUUUUCUGUAUUUGACUUAUUACAUACGUCAAAUCGGUAUAUCCUACUGCCUGACAACACUAUCUUUAACAGAUAUUUCUAGAUGAUAUAAGCUGCAUUUAAUGGAGAUGCAAAUAAGGAUACCAUGAGAAUGUCCAUUAAAAUCAGUGAUUGGUUAUUAGAGUGAAACUAAACGAAUCAUACUUCAUCGUUUGAAUGGAAGCUACUCUUUUAUAUGCUUCAACAGUUCUCAUUCGAUAAAUUUACAUUGGAUUAAGGGAGAAUGCAAACAAAAGCCCUUACACAUUGCUUACUUUCAACAACCACGUCUCCUAGUUGUACAUUGCAAAAUAGGUUAUAUAGAGAAGUUACCUAAUUACAGGAAAAGUAGUUUGUAUUCAUAUAUCGCUACACUUUUGUUUCAUAGUAUCUUCCCUAUUCAUACUUAUUCUUUAAUUUACAGUUUAGAGUGGUUAUUGGAUCGUCAAGAUGUAAUGAUACAUAGAGCGAAUGAUUUAAAAAUUCUUGGUAGCGAAGAAGAAUAUCAGAAAGUAAUGCUUUUCUUUACUGAUGGUAUGUUAUGCUUUAAACCUCAUAAAUUUCUGGCACCGUUAUCACCACUUUCAUUUUCAUUUAAAAAUUGUCUUUCCAUCUUUAUAGUCAUUCAAGCAUUUGGCAAAAGCGUUGAAGUCCGUCAACAAGUAAUUGCAACCGCUUUAGUAUAUUUCAAAAGAUUUUACAGUCGCAAUUCAUUUAAGACUAUCGACCCAUGGUUAAUGGCUCCAUCGUGUCUGUUUUUAGCAUCUAAAGUUGAGGAAUUCGGUGUAGUUUCUCAAAAAAAUCUAAUGACAUCAUGUCGUAAUGUGGUUCAUAGUCAUUAUUUAAUCUAUUUUCCUGAUGGUUACGGUUAUCCAUAUCGUGCUCAAGAUGUAUUGGAAUGUGAAUUUAUUUUACUUGAAGCAAUGGAUUGUUCAUUAGUCGUCUUUCAUCCUUAUCGUCCGUUGGUACAGUUUUGUGAUGAACUUCGCCCCCAAAUGCAUGAGUAUGCUGACUUACUGUUAGAGCGUGCUUGGUGGCUAGUAAAUGAUAGUUUUCGAACAGACGUGUGCCUGCAUUAUCCUCCCUAUAUAAUUGCUCUAGGUUGUCUACAACUGGCUGUUGUGAUUAUUUCAAGUAAUCCUGACCUAUUAAUCGGCUCCGUCAAUAUCAGUUCAUCAUCAUUUAUGAAUUCCAGUCUAUCUAUUUCAUCAAAUAAACAUGGUUAUUUUGGGCACCAAACCCAAUCAACUGUCAAUCCUUCAUUAGUUGCUGAUCGUUGGUUCAGUGAAUUAAAUGUAGAUAUGGAAAGAGUGUUGGAAAUUUCUCGUCAUCUACUUAGUUUGUAUGAUUUAUGGCGUCGUUUUGAUGAACUUGCUGAAAUGCCUAACAUAUUAUUAAAAAAACUUCCACGUCCUGUCAUUCAAUCGCCACAUACUUCACAAAAUUACCAAUCUGGCAAUUCUGUCAAUCCAACGGGUUGUAAUAGUACUUCUGCAACUCAAUCAUCUAAUCUACCUAGUGGGACGCAACAACAAACUCAUGGUGGAUCAAUGGUUGUUCCAUCGGGUACAGGUGCUGUUGGUACAGGAAGUAGUAGUGGUGCUACGGGGACUGUUGGUAGUAUACAUAAUAUGCCGGAUCACCAAACUCAACAACAACAAAGGUCAAUGACGUCAUCUAGCCAAUCACGUAUGCAUCCACAAGGUGGUGGAAUGCAGCAUAUGGGAGUCAGGUAGACGGAUAAGGACAAAGCGAUUAUGGCUGCAUAUCUGUACAAAACUUUGGCAGUAUAUACUUAUAUAUAUUCAGUUCUAUAUACACAAAUAAUAUAUAUUCCCUGGUUUACUUCUGCUGAAUGUAUUUGUGUGGGUUGACCAAAGCUUUCAGGUGUUAAUUUUGAACGAACGUGUCGUUUUAGCAAUGUAGCAGUAUAUCAGGUCAGCUGGAAUAAAUACUUUUCAGUAUAUGAUUGUGGAGAUUAUUGAAUUUCAUUGAAAACAUGAUCCGGAUUAAUUUAUUUUGUGUAUUCACUGAUUUUAACUACUUAUAAGUAGUAGGUUUAUCACUCGAAAAGGUUUCUUCGAUUUCAUCUAUAGUGGUAUGAGUUUUAAUGAAUACACAAUUACGAUGUCAAUUUGUGAUGAAUAAUUUAUGAUUUCGCUAAAAAACAAAGUCUAGCCAUCAUAUCAAGGUUGAUAAAUGUCUGCCAAUGAAUAAGCAUUUUUUAACCAGAAAAAAACAGGAUUUUCCAUAACCUUCAAGUUUUAUAUUACGGUGUAACUUGUCCUAAUUUGGGUUAGUUAACCAGAUAUACUUACCUUAACCAGUGUGUUGCUGUUUUCACAUUGAACUAUUCGAGUUUAUUUAUCAUUGCCUUAAACACCAAGAUAUUAUUGUAUUAAGAUACAUAAUUAUGUUGAACCAUCAACGAGAAUGAUAAUUAUUGCUAACAGUAAAGUUUUGUACUUUCCUGUUGUUGAUAUUAAAGACUUUGAUGAUGGUGAUGAUGUAUCCAUAUGAUGAGUUUUAAGUAGAAUGGAAUGCAUUUUUUAAAAUUUCACUUUUAAACACUCUUUAAAAACCUACAAACAACUUGUAGUAAAGUUCGGUACUUAUUGAAGGAUUUCAUAAUAACAAACAGAAACUGAUUAAAUCUGAUCAUGAAUAUAUCAAAAACAGAUAAAUAACAUAAUUUACAUACACCAGUGCUAUAGAAUGUUUUCUUUUCUUUUUCUAAAAAGGCUGAUAUUAACUACACAUAAUACAAUAUACAGUUUACUGCUUAAAAAAAAUAACUAAAUUUGGUUUACUUUCGUGAGAUAAUGUUAAAUGGUAUGUGAAAAGAAGUGUAUUUAUUUAGCAUACAAUGA
Molecule: messenger RNA, 3065 nt
Organism: Schistosoma bovis
Lineage: Eukaryota; Metazoa; Platyhelminthes; Trematoda; Strigeidida; Schistosomatidae
Source: the annotation of a GenBank genome assembly